Molecule: messenger RNA, 1368 nt
Organism: Dracunculus medinensis (Guinea worm)
Lineage: Eukaryota; Metazoa; Nematoda; Chromadorea; Rhabditida; Dracunculidae
Source: the annotation of a GenBank genome assembly
AUGGCAAAGAAUCCAGGUGAAAUGGAUAUGUCAAUGAAAAUGAAAAAUAAUGAAAAUGACGAAAAUAACGAAAAUGACGUUUCGAUUUCAAGGGUGCUUGAAGCGCCGCUUGGUCCAUUCUCAGCUGUGGAUUUAACUAUAGAUGGACGAUUGCUGUGCUUCCAUGAGAAAAAAGAUGAAAUUAUUAGUAUAAAUAUAAGAACUGGACAAUGGAUAUCUUUUCCACUUCCUGAAAGCUUAUGCUUCCAGUAUUUUUACUGGUCAAAUUUGAUAUCCUUGUCCAGAGAAAUUUUACUCGUUCUUCUAAAAGAACAUAAAACACGUUUAUAUUACCUCGUAACGAUGAAAUUAAAUUUUGAAAAAACAAUGGUCACAAUCAUUUCGAAAUCAAAAACAACGAUAAAGCUUACCGGAUAUUGUGUCAGCGCUCAGAAAAUAAAAAAUAACGAAUUAUAUUUCGGCUUUUGUGGGCAGAAAUUAUUUGAGAAACAUAAGAGAGAAAAAAUUUCUGAUAUGGAAAUUUUUUUAAAACAAUUCGCUACUCGAAACGCUACAAAUAGAAAAAUCGUAAAAAAUAAUGAAAUCGAAAAAAUUCCUGAAAAUUUGGAAAAAAGUUCUAAAAUAGUGGCAGUGAUUUUGAAAGUCAAUUGUGAUGAUCGAGGAAAAAUUAAGUCUAGAAUUUUGUCCUUAGGACGAGCUCAACGCUUUUCCAUCAGCGAUGUUUUUCUACCAAAAAUGGGUUUAAUAAAUCUAUUGCUACAUUUUGCAACAUCGUUACCUACAAAGACAAAAAUUUCUCGGUCCGGAUUUUUUACAAAUUGUUCACCGAAAAAAGCAGCGAUUGAUUGUUCAUCCGGUAUGCCAUUUGUUGGUGACGAAAUUAUAUGGAGCAAUGUUCAAAUGUUCAACAACAGUGCAUUUUUUCUUGUACAAGAUCUGAAAAUUAAUACUUGUGUGCUGUGGCGUGUUCAAGUAGAUUCAAUAAAAACAGUAGAAAAUUCGAAAGAUUACGAAAUGAAUGGAAUCAACAGUGAUAAAAAUUCAACUAAACCAAAUGAUAAAUACCAACAUCGUGCAGUUAUUCGUAUCAAUGAUUCCGACUCAAUUAGCUAUAGUAAACAUCCCCAUAAGAAUGAAAAUAUUUCAAAUCUCAAAUUCUCAAAUUCCCUAAAAUGGCAAAAAAUUCAAGAAUUUCAUGUUUCAAUGUUCAAUUUAUUCGACAAUAGUGCAUUACUGUUUGACAUAAAAGAAAAUUGCGCAUUUGUUAAAGGUAUUAAAACUGACUAUAAUGGCAAAUCAAUUGGCCAUUGUUUCAUUUCCUUUCAUGUUGAGUACGAUUUCGAAAAUAAACUUCUUUCAGUCGCUUAG